This is a messenger RNA of Aureobasidium musti, 399 nucleotides long. The record is from the annotation of a GenBank genome assembly. Lineage: Eukaryota; Fungi; Ascomycota; Dothideomycetes; Dothideales; Saccotheciaceae.
AUGACUAGAAGCCGUGCCCGCGCCAACCCCGACCAAUACACCAUCAUUCCAGCCCCUCUCAAAAUCGUCAAGAUCCUCGUUGACGAACUGCUCGCCAACAACGUUUCGCGUAGUGUCGAAACGCUGGCCCCAGCCUCUGAACUCGAANAAGCAGAAUCCGUCGGUAGUGGCGACUCGGAUUGGGAAGACGACGACGGGUUCUUGGAUUUGGGUACUGGAAUGACUAAGGAGGCUUUGAUGGGGAUGGUUGCGGAUGAUAUGCCUAGUAGAAGCAGAGAUGAUGAGACACAAGCAUAUCUGUUGGAGUGGUUUGCCAGUAAGGCACAGGAAGAUGGGUUUGGACAGGUGUUUGGACAGUUGAAUGCUGCCGAGCAAGAGAAGCUGAGGUCGAUGGCGUAA